AUGUCCCUCACCGGCCAAACCGCUCUCAUCCCUGGCGGUGUCAAGAACCUCGGCGCCCAGAUUGCCCGCGAACUGGCCGCCCAGGGUGCCAACCUCGCCCUACACUACCAUUCCGCCGGCAGCCAGUCCGAUGCCUCCAGCCUCUCCGCCGAGCUGAAGCAGAAGUAUCCGUCCCUGAAGAUUGCAACCUACCAGGGUGACCUGACACGCGCCGCGGCCGUCACCAAGCUGUUCCAGGACACGCUGAAAGAGUUCGGCAAGAUCGACAUCGUCGUGAACACGGUCGGCAAAGUGCUCAAGAAACCGAUCACGGAGAUCAGCGAGGAGGAAUAUGAUGAGAUGUUUGCCAUCAACUCCAAAACCGCCUUCUUCGUUCUCAAAGAAGCCGCCGCGCAUAUCUCGGAUGGUGGCAAGAUCAUUACCAUCGUCACGGCUCUGCUCGGCGCCUUUACGGGCUUCUAUACCUCCUACGCAGGGAGCAAAGCUCCUGUGGAACAUUUUACUCGAGGCGUCUGCAAAGAACUCCAAUCCCGCCGCGUCAGUGUCAACAACGUUGCUCCGGGACCGAUGGAUACGCCGUUCUUCUACCCCCAAGAAUCACCCGAGGCCGUCGAGUUCCACAAAGCCAACGGCAUGGGCAACCGCCUAACCAUGGUGCAGGACAUCGCGCCUAUCAUCCGCUUCCUGUGUACCGAGGGGACUUGGAUUACGGGGCAGACGAUCUUUGCGAAUGGAGGAUAUACUACUCGUUAG
This is a messenger RNA of Aspergillus affinis, 753 nucleotides long. RefSeq names its product NAD(P)-binding protein. The coding region runs from base 1 to 753 and encodes 250 amino acids. Lineage: Eukaryota; Fungi; Ascomycota; Eurotiomycetes; Eurotiales; Aspergillaceae. The record is from RefSeq and is a predicted model, not a curated record. The transcript is spliced from 4 exons.